Ochotona curzoniae (black-lipped pika) is the source of this 1425-nucleotide messenger RNA. RefSeq names its product potassium two pore domain channel subfamily K member 18 (gene KCNK18). Gene Ontology annotation, molecular function: potassium ion leak channel activity. The record is from RefSeq and is a predicted model, not a curated record. The coding region runs from base 1 to 1425 and encodes 474 amino acids. The transcript has 3 exons. Gene Ontology annotation, cellular component: membrane. Gene Ontology annotation, biological process: potassium ion transmembrane transport; stabilization of membrane potential. Lineage: Eukaryota; Metazoa; Chordata; Mammalia; Lagomorpha; Ochotonidae.
AUGAACCUGGCACGCAGCUCCAAGGUCAGCUGUGGAGAUCCAGAGCGACUCAGGGCGCCAGCGGGGCAGAGCUACUCCAGUGAACAAAACGCCCUGCUUUCCCGACGGGAAGCUUGCGCCCUCCUCCUAGCGCCGCAGGAUCCGGCCACUCCCAGCACUCCCGCCUCCUUCACCUGCCUAGCCUGGAAGCUCCCGGCUCUUGCAGCAGCUGCUCCUACUCCAAACUUCAGCUCGGGUCCCGCCCUCAGCGCUCCGGAAGGGAUGGAGGCCGCUGAGGGGCCAACGCUUGCACCUGCCAGAAGGUGCUGCCCGGACGCCGUAGGAAAGCUGUUCCCCAGCGUCUGCUUCCUCUGCUGCCUGGUGACCUACGCUCUGCUGGGAGCUGCGCUGUUCUCCGUCGUCGAGGGCCACCCGGUCCGCGGGGCACCGGACAACCAGGAGUUUGAGGCGUUCCUGGAGCAGCUCUGUGGCAUCUUGGAAUGUAACACAACAGUGGCCAAAGGCAGGCAGGCAGCUGUGCGGAAGCACCUACAGCAGCUGAAGCCGCAGUGGCUCCACAGCCCGGCCAGCUGGACCUUCCUCAGCGCGCUGUUCUUCUGCUGCACCGUGUUCAGCACCGUGGGGUACAGCCGAAUCUUCCCGGCCACCAGGCUGGGCAAGUACCUGUGUAUGCUCUACGCCCUUUUUGGCAUCCCAUUGAUGUUCCUGGUCCUCACGGACAUAGGCGACGUCCUGGCGACUGUGUUCUCGGCCUCUUACAAUCGGUUCCGCAAACUACCUCUCUUCACUUGCCACCCCUCCACGUGGCUGUGCUGGAAAGGGCAGCAGCCAGACGCGACGCCCCCCAGGCAAGAUCACAGCACAGUCCCACAGAUCGUUAUCAGUACCGAGGACCAGGAGCUCCCGGGUCCCAGACCUGGCCGCUGUUCCUCGGCUCCGGGUUUCAGCACGGAGCUGCUGGAGAGACUUCUGUCCCCCAAGAACACCCUGCAGCUGUCGCCACGGACCUUGGAGAGGAGCAGCUCCUGCCCGGAGCUGGCUGGGGGGCAGCUCUCCUACUCCAUUAUCAGCAACCUGGACGAGGUGGGGCGGCAGGUGGAGGCCUUGGACGUGCCCCUGCCCGUGGUCGCCCUGGUGGUGUUAGCCUACAUCUCCUGUGCGGCGGCUGUCCUUCCCUUCUGGGAGACGCAGCUGGACUUCGAGGACGCCUUCUACUUCUGCUUCGUCACCCUGACCACCAUCGGCUUUGCCGACACCGACCUGGAGCACCCGCACUUCUUCCUGUUCUUCUCCCUCUACAUCCUGGUGGGCAUGGAGAUCCUGUGCAUAGCCUUCAAGCUGGUCCAGAACAGACUCCUGCGCGUCUACAGAAAUCUCCUGCUCUGCUUGGCCACGGGAAAGCCUCACCAAUUCGUUAAGCAGUGA